CUCAUGAUAUAGAACGUCUUUGCUCUUUACAUAAUAAUUGUUAUCUUGUUAGAUAAGACUACGUACGGGCCAAGCUAGACACACACCUGUUUGCUUCGAUUACUACGUGUGCAAGGUUUUCAAUUCGGCAAGGGAAUUGAACUGGACGUGCCCAAAGUCCAAACUGCAUUUCAGCUAAUCAACAGGUCAAGGGCUACACCUAAACACGAGAGAGGUGCGUCUACGUCCAAAGUGCACAACACCUCGAACUCGCUCGUUCAUUUGGGUUUUGUUUUCCAUUGCAGGUAGUUGGCAACCGAAGCUUCAUCAAGCAGAGAGUACAUAUCUACUUCACGAUGAACAACCUCGCUUUAGCUGGGAUCAUAACUAGUGGCAUUGUCAUCAUCCUGGUCAUGAAAUUCGUCACCAGAUGGAUCGAGGUGACACGAGAAUGGCAGAUGGAGCGCGCGCGGCUGCAGGCCUUGGAGAUGCAGGCGGCGGCGGCGGCGGCUGGCGCGCCAAUGAUCCAGCAGCCGGCGGCGAAUGGCUCGGCGGCGCCGCCUUACGCUAUUGCUGCCAGCCACGUCCUGGAGAUGGGCGCCGUGAACCGGUUCCUGGACGACAUACUGCGGGAGAAGCCCGCGCGGUUCACGCCGGAGAACCUCCGCGAGUUCACCCGCAACUACGCGGAGCGGCUCGGGUCCGGCGGAUUCGGCGUGGUGUACCGCGGCGCGUUCCCGAACGGGGUGCAGGUGGCCGUCAAGAUCCUCAACAGCACGCUGGACCGGCGCGCCGAGGAGCAGUUCAUGGCGGAGGUGGGCACCGCGGGGCGCACCUACCACAUCAACCUCGUCCGCCUCUACGGCUUCUGCUUCGACGCCACGACCAAGGCGCUGGUGUACGAGUACCUCGAGAAGGGCUCGCUGGACCGCGUGCUCUUCGACCUCGAGGGCGACGCGCUCGGCUUCGACGCGCUGUCCGGCAUCGUGGCCGGCACGGCGCGCGGGGUGCGGUACCUGCACGAGGAGUGCCAGCACCGGAUCAUCCACUACGACAUCAAGCCCGGCAACGUGCUGCUCACCGCGGACUACACCCCCAAGGUGGCCGACUUCGGCCUCGCCAGGCUCUGCAACCGCGACAGCACCCACCUCACGAUGACCGGCGCGCGGGGCACGCCCGGGUACGCGGCGCCGGAGCUGUGGCUGCCGCUGCCCGUCACGCACAGGUGCGACGUGUACAGCUUCGGCAUGCUGGUGUUCGAGAUCCUCGGGAGGCGGCGCAACCUGGAGCUGCAGCACCCCGCCGUGACCGUGAGCCAGGAGUGGUACCCCAGGUGGGUGUGGCAGAGGUUCGACCAGGGGAAGUUCGGCGACGUCAUGGCAGCGUCGGGGAUCCACGCCAAGGACGGGGAGAAGGCGGAGCGGAUGUGCAAGGUGGCGCUCUGGUGCGUGCAGUACCAGCCGGAGGCGAGGCCGUCCAUGAGCAGCGUCGUCAGGAUGCUGGAAGGAGAGGAGGAGAUUGCGCGGCCCGUCAAUCCGUUCACGUACAUGGCGAGCGUGCACAUGGUUUCCAGCUCCAGCAGCGGCGACGGCGACGGCGGUAGCGCUGCCGCCUCCAGCUAUUCGUCCAAAGAACUACGGGGAGGCACCAGGAGUGCCGCUAAUAAUCAGGGCAGAUGAACACAUGCGUUCCUUUUCUUUGUCGUAAUGCAUUGAUACCAUCAGUUGGUUGAAUAGUGCUGCUUACUUCAGCUAUGAUCCACUUGGCUUGCAAUUCAAGAUGUUUGCAACAUGGAAAUCAUAGAAUGUCAUUUAAUCAAACUUCCAUUUUGGACCAAUUACAGUACAUACAAACAAGUCUUA
Molecule: messenger RNA, 1841 nt
Organism: Zea mays
Lineage: Eukaryota; Viridiplantae; Streptophyta; Magnoliopsida; Poales; Poaceae
Product: rust resistance kinase Lr10
Exons: 2
Coding region: 336-1658 (440 amino acids)
Biological process (GO): protein phosphorylation
Molecular function (GO): protein kinase activity; ATP binding
Source: RefSeq, a predicted model, not a curated record